CGGUGGUCAAAAUUUAUUUAUGGAAAGAUGAGACCGAAUUACCCUACCAACUUUGUCUCCCUUAAUUACCGUUUUUCCAACUUUCAACACAAAAAUAUUCGACCGAAGCAAAAAAAAAAAGAGCGUCUUCUUCUGCUAGUGUGCGCCUCCUCCUCCUCGUGCAUUGAGAGAAUAAAGCGGUGGGUUUUGUUUCUCGCGUUUAAACAUGGCGUCUAGGUUGUGGGCAACGAGGGCUGCUUCAUACCUUAGGAUCUCUGUUCCUUCCAGAGGUUUCGCCACCGUGCUGAAGGAUUUAAAGUACGCCGACUCUCACGAAUGGGUGAAAGUUGAAGGGAAUUCGGCUACUAUAGGCAUUACGGAUCACGCUCAGGACCAUUUGGGCGAUGUUGUGUAUGUCGAACUACCAGAAGCGGGGACUGAAGUUACACAAGGUGACAGUUUCGGUGCUGUUGAAAGUGUGAAAGCAACUAGCGACAUUAACUCUCCUAUUUCUGGGAAAGUUGUUGAAGUUAACUCCAAACUCAACGAAUCUCCUGGUCUAGUUAAUGCGAGCCCGUAUGAAAACGGAUGGAUUAUAAAGGUAGAGAUAGCAACUUCUGAUGAACUGAAUAACUUAAUGGACUCUGAGAAGUACUCCAAGUUUUGUGAAGAAGAAGAUGCUAAGCACUGAGACAAGGAUUGCAGUUUCAUUACAAUAAUUCGCUCAUGAGGGCUAUGUUGCAGUUCUCUUUUUCUUUCUUUUUCGAUUUUCUUGUCUUUAUGUGAUUGAUCUUAGGACGAUAAGCCACUGCAACCAUUGUCUCUUUCUUAUCGAAAAAUAUUCGAUUUUUUUUUUUCGUUUUAUUAUGACAAUAAAUGUUUUUUUUUGGCAGUUAAUUAUUGAAUACAUGUUUAC
This is a messenger RNA of Erythranthe guttata (spotted monkey flower), 895 nucleotides long. Its product is annotated as Single hybrid motif superfamily protein. Gene Ontology annotation, biological process: protein lipoylation; glycine decarboxylation via glycine cleavage system. The record is from RefSeq and is a predicted model, not a curated record. NCBI's taxonomy places the organism in Eukaryota, Viridiplantae, Streptophyta, Magnoliopsida, Lamiales, Phrymaceae. Gene Ontology annotation, cellular component: glycine cleavage complex; cytoplasm; mitochondrion.